This is a messenger RNA of Naegleria lovaniensis, 1410 nucleotides long. RefSeq lists its product as uncharacterized. The transcript is spliced from 2 exons. The coding region runs from base 1 to 1410 and encodes 469 amino acids. NCBI's taxonomy places the organism in Eukaryota, Heterolobosea, Eutetramitea, Acrasida, Naegleriidae. The record is from RefSeq and is a predicted model, not a curated record.
AUGGGAAAAAAAUUGAGCAAAACACAACAAAGACGUAACUCAUCCGCAGCUACAAACCACAUCAUGGCCUCUACUGCUUUCAACAUUUCUUCCAAGGGGUUACCCAUGCUUUCGGAAAUGGACGAUUUUGAAAUUUAUUUUCAAGGAUACUCGGCCAAAGGAGCCCUAUUAACUGGAUCUUUUGAUCAGUUCAAUACAGCCACGGAAUUAAAUGGUAGUGAUCAUUGGAACGGUCAAGAUAGAACUGGACGCUUUUUGCGAUAUUCAAAAUUUGAAAAACCAAAUACAAGAGUGUUACCACUUCCACCAAAUGAAACUUUAAAAUUCAUUGAUAUCGGACUUCAAUUUACGACACUUCUCACAUACUCUAACAAGGUUUAUUUAUUUGGCGAUUUUCCAUAUGGAAAUUUGUCAGAAGUGAUGAAAAAUUGUCCAAAUGGCAAGUUGUUGCAAGUUAAACUGAGCCAUCAAGAUACGGUCAUGGCUGACAGCUUUCCAACAGAGCUUGUUGAAAUGUUAUGCGGAGAGCAAUUUGUUACAGUGAGAGACUGUAGAGAUCGAAUAUACUAUUGUGGAAUCGCAAGUUUUGGAACUGGCGGCUCUGAAUCCUUUUAUUCCUUUGCGGACCUGCAACUACAAGAGACCAUUGAGAACCAGCCUGAAAAUAUCGACCUUUUAAAUGGUAAAAUUACUCACUUUCGCGUUGGAGGAAGACAUAUUUGUAUCUGCAUUGACAAUCAUGCAAUCCUAUCGAUUGGAGCUAAUUAUUAUGGCCAACUUUGCAACAACCAACAUGAUAGCUAUUCAUCAGUCGGUGAUGCUUUGCAAAACAUUCAACAAUACAAAUUUACAAGAGCUCUGUGGAAUAGAACGAAACAAUAUAGAGUAAUGGACAUUGGUUGUUCUGGAAAUAUGACAUGCAUAGUGACUACAUGUGGUAAAAUUUUUAAAACGGGAAAUGUUCCCAAUUUUUUGGGAGAAAAUGGUACCCUCUAUGAAAUUAAGCUUGAUGGCAUUCCAUUGGCAGUGUCUGGAACUUGGACUCACAUACUCAUUCAUACUGACCAAAACAAAGUUGCAACAAUAUCAGACACACACCAAAUUGACAAUAUUACACCAAUUUCGUUCACGUAUAAUUGUCUACCAGCAGAGCUAAGGUUUUCAAGAGGAACAAAUUCAAAUGGUGACUAUUAUUUACUUACUUCUGACACUAUUUACAACAGAUCUGGUGGUCAAGUGUUAAAAACAAGUUUACCGAUUUACUUUUGUAAAGUAACAAGUGAAAUAACAAUGAUUUUGUGUGGAAGCGGAAGAUCUGGAAAAAAAGUAAGAGAAUUUUGGAAAAAUUUACAUAAUUGCAAAGGUUUGCAUGACAUCUCUAUACAUGCACAGUCAACAGAAUGGUUGUAA